Messenger RNA from Schistocerca gregaria, 1297 nucleotides. RefSeq lists its product as uncharacterized. The record is from RefSeq and is a predicted model, not a curated record. NCBI's taxonomy places the organism in Eukaryota, Metazoa, Arthropoda, Insecta, Orthoptera, Acrididae. The transcript is spliced from 2 exons. The coding region runs from base 322 to 1008 and encodes 228 amino acids.
UUAAAAAUUAAUCGGGAGAAUGAUGAUGAUGGUUGGUUUGUGGGGCGCUCAAUUGCGUACACAGUCCAGUCUAGCCACUUUUAUGAAAGAUGGAAUGAUGAGGACAACACAAACAACACCCUAUCCUCAAACAGAGAAAAUCGCCUACCCGUCGGUAAUCGAACCUGGGACCCCGUGAUCCAUAAUCGGGGGAAGCAGUUUUUCUGUCCACCUUGGAGCACCUACGCCUCAUGCAACGUGUACAAGCCUUUCUACCCAUAUGAUGCAUACACAUCACAUUCGAGCAGCAAACAUCAAGUCUGCAUUCAUAAAAGCUUCGUGAUGCAGCUCCGACAUGGUGGAGUGGAAAUCGAGUCAGCAUGGAGAACUGUUUCAGAUUUCGAGUUUGAACUAUUUCCAUCACUGUCGCUAUUAAGUCAGCACGCAGACAAUCUCACUGAUGCAGCAACAAAUAUAUUGAAUCAAGACAUGAAACUGUUUCCAGCCUUCUACUUUCCACUAUAUCCAACGUCUGCCCAACCCACUGAGCCUCAGCUAAGUUGUUACAGAGUACUAUUGUUCAACACUACUUAUCAACUGACCGCUAAAAGAUCGAAACAUUUUAAUGUUGGAUUGGCACCUAACAUAGACUUCAAAGUUGUACUGGAAAUAGGGAAUGUCCAGAAGGGUACAAAUUUGCAUUUCAGGAAUACGGAGUUGGAUCAACUGUGCAGCAAGCUGAAAUACAUCGGGGAUUGCAUGACCGCUGAGAGCAUUCCAUUCUCUCGAGAUAUCAAUAUCUUUUGCAGCAGCUGUGUAUCCAUCAUCAACAUGUUUGGUGGUAAUAAGAUGAGGUUAAAGUCUCAAGACCCAACACAAUAUACAUAUUUAAAGCAUCUGAGUUUCAUUAACCUGCGUGAUCUGUACAUGGAGAGACUCAGUCUAUGGCAAAGGUAUAUUAAAUCACUCUUUGAUCAUAUUGUCAAGUAUCUAUUGGAACAUGAAGUUCAUGAUGAAGAUGAGGAGUGAAAUGUGUCUAUAAUUGUGUAUAUGUGUGCUACAGCUUAGUCUGUUUGUAUUGCUUCUACAAACAGAGAUUCCAUGGGACUGGAGUUUAAAUUAGGCCUUCCUAAGUCUAUUAGUGUUCCACUAGUAUUGCGAGAAAUAUAUUAUGUAUUUAAAGCAUAUACAAAACAGUUAUUUAGAAAAUAUUACAGAGGGGUGAAUAGGGUUGAUGUAGAAAUAAGAGAAUGACAAUGUUUUUUCAAUGAUGGUGAUUUAUUUCCCACAGUUCACAAGUACCAAAUGUGAUUUAACA